This is a messenger RNA of Laetiporus sulphureus 93-53, 465 nucleotides long. RefSeq lists its product as uncharacterized. Gene Ontology annotation, cellular component: SAGA complex; nuclear pore; DUBm complex. Gene Ontology annotation, molecular function: chromatin binding; transcription coactivator activity. The record is from RefSeq and is a predicted model, not a curated record. Gene Ontology annotation, biological process: poly(A)+ mRNA export from nucleus; regulation of transcription by RNA polymerase II; positive regulation of DNA-templated transcription. The transcript has 4 exons. NCBI's taxonomy places the organism in Eukaryota, Fungi, Basidiomycota, Agaricomycetes, Polyporales, Laetiporaceae. Bases 51 to 344 code for a protein of 97 amino acids.
CACUUUCACACGGUCGCGCAACAGCAUCCCAUCACACAUCAUAUCAUUAAAUGGCUCGACAAGAAGACCAGAAAGAUGUUCUGUUUGCUCAGAUACAACGGAGGAUGGUCGAGCACGGCGAAUGGGAUAGGCUAUCGUGGCUGCUGAAUCAGAAACUGAGUGAAGCCGGAUGGUUAGACGAGUACCGCGACAAGAGCAGAGAGACGCUUAGAACAGACUCUGUGUCUGUCGGGUCGAUCAUGGCAGAAGUCUGGCCACAGGCAGAGGCAUCGAUACCAGCGAAAGCGAAACGAGAAAUGAUAGCGAUGAUUCGCCAGUAUCUCGAGACGCAGUUGGAGGGAUGAGAGCCCGGAUUUAGGGAGAUCGACGGUCCUUUUUUGCUCAUGUACUAUUAAGUCGGAUAUCGACGAUGGCGGUCUCACUUCCAUGAUCAAUGCCCUGGAAUCUUUAAGCGAGACUUCACGC